Messenger RNA from Miscanthus lutarioriparius, 183 nucleotides. Lineage: Eukaryota; Viridiplantae; Streptophyta; Magnoliopsida; Poales; Poaceae. The record is from the annotation of a GenBank genome assembly.
AUGGCCAAGUCGAAGAACCACACGGCGCACAACCAGUCGUACAAGGCGCACAAGAACGGCAUCAAGAAGCCCAAGCGCCACCGCCAGACCUCCACCAAGGGGAUGGACCCCAAGUUCCUGAGGAACCUGAGGUAUUCGAGGAAGGGCAACAAGAAGAGUGGUGAGGCUGAAGCUGAGGAGUAG